Neodiprion fabricii is the source of this 3466-nucleotide messenger RNA. RefSeq lists its product as uncharacterized. The transcript is spliced from 5 exons. NCBI's taxonomy places the organism in Eukaryota, Metazoa, Arthropoda, Insecta, Hymenoptera, Diprionidae. The record is from RefSeq and is a predicted model, not a curated record. Bases 710 to 2176 code for a protein of 488 amino acids.
AAGACAACAACUACCGUGUAUAAGUGAUGGCGAUGAAAAAUAAUAUUUGAAAAUCUUCUAACGAACUAAAUUUUCGGUUUUUUCCAUCAAGCGUAAUCGAAAUUUGCAUUGUUUACUGAACUGCGAAUACCAAAAAUUUCUAUAAAACGAGGAAAACAAAUAAAAUAAAAAAGGGAAAAUUAAUGUUUUCAAGUUUAGGGCAUAAAAAAAGAAAGAAAAAGGUGCAACAACAAUUCGUCUCUUAUCACUGUAAAAUUACAAAAGAAUUUCUACCGCUUGAUUCGCAACGUUGAGAGAAAAGUAGCGAAAAAAUAUCAGUCGCGCAACAAGGAUAUUUAAAAUUAAAUUCCAAAUGGACGACGUCGCUUGUUGAAAAAUUUCACUUGCCAAACGACAACGUUGACGAUGCGUAAAGAAAUUUGAAACGAAAAUGGGUAUAAUUUUAUUUUUGCGAUUAUCAGCCGAUUUCGAGGGAUGCGAAAGGGUGAAAAGUUGGAAAAUGUAAAAAUUUGACCGAAGCAAAGAAGCGAAAUAAGUAAAUUAAGAAAAAAGGACUGCAACGACGACGUUGACGGGUGGGAGAGAGUAUAUAGAGAGGUGAUUGGAGUCGGCUUACUGUCAGUGAGUUUAGUGAGAGUGCCGUGUUAUUCGUCAGAAGUUUACCUCCAACCGUCCUGGACACAAGAAAACGCAAGUUAAUCGGACAAAAAUGCAGCUCGUCGCAUUCAUCUUGCUGGGAUGCUGCGUGGUCGCCCACUCAGUUCCGCUCUCCGACUCUUUGGCGGUGGAAAAAGUGCCGGAUUCCGAGGCGAAGAGAAGUUUCACCGAAUCUGAGGGCGCGCAAUUGUCCGAAAGUAGGAUCACGAGGACGAAAAGAUCCGGGGGUGGAUCGGGGGGAUUUUUGGCGGGAAUCGGUAGCGCGAUUCUCGGCAAGGUUGCCGAGGCUUCGAGCGGCGCCAGCACCGGAAGUAGCGACGGAAGCGCAAAAUCGCAUCAGUACGAAUCCGUCGAAUAUGGACCGCCGGUGCACGACUACGACGAGAAGAACUUCGACGUAUGGUCGUUCAAGAAGGCUAUACUGAACACGCUCUUUCAAGCACUGAAGGCGAUCGGCGGGGGUGUGAUUGCCCUAAAGGGGAAGCUGAUCAAGGGGGGCGGAAUAGUAGUAUCGGCAAAGGGUAACAUAAUCAGCGCGAAAGGCGAGGCGAUAACGUCCCUCGGUCGUCACAUAGCCGCAAGUGCAGUUUUGACGCCGCCGAAACCUGUGCAGCAUUACCACUACGAACCGCCGGCCCACGUUCCAGUUUCAGGCCAUGAUUCCUACGCUGGUCCACCGCCCAGCGCGUAUGGUCACCAUGGAGGAUACGCGGCUCACGCAUCACCGGACAGCAGCUACGGUCACACGGCGUACGCAUCGCCGUCGGACGACGCAGAUAAUCCGGGACUGGUGAUAGUAAAACCUGCCGAAGACCCAGGAGUACUGCCGGCUAGCGAUCAGGACGAGGAAAGUUCACCGUAUCCGGUCUACAAACCGGAAUCCGAGCACCAUCAUCAUCAUCACGAAGUCGAGAUAAUCACCCCGAGACAUCCGCCGCUUUCGGCACUGUCGGAGAGCUUCGGGGGCAACCAAAAGGACUCUGGAUCAGGAAGCGGGAUCGGUAACCUGAUCAGCCAGAUAUCCUCCGCCUCGAGCUCGAGCUCGCAAUCGAAUAAGCAUCGCGAGGAACACCGUGAGGAACACCACGAGGAGGAGUCUGACCACCACCACCAUCGCCACAACCAAGAAGAUGAACACGCCGAUCCACCGAAGCUGGACUUCUCGUCCUUGGCACUGCCGGCUCAGUUCGGUCGUCCACACUUUGGGAAAAGUCCUUUUGACUUUGGGAUGGCGCCAUUUGGGGCGGGUCACCAGGGUCUGGAUGACGGCUUCGUGAUGAUGAUGUUCCCGAAGCCGGUGGUCGAGGUUCCCGUCCUCCACUCGCAGGGUCCCAGGAGUUAUUUACCACCAUCGAAGAACUACAUUCAUGAGGAAUUCGGGAGCCUUCGUGGCGGUCCGCUUAAUUACGGACCCCUGACGAAGAGAUCCGGGGUCGGAAUGGCGUCGAAAAUUGGGGAGAUAAGAAUCGUUCCGUCGAUCGGUUACAUGUUGAAAGGCUCACGGGCUUUUAGGGGGUAGAGAAAUUCGGGGUUGCCAGGAAAGACGACGGUUCCUGUGGGUCAUGUUUUCACCAUGGGAUGAAUGAGAAAGACGAGAUUGCGAAUAAUUUGCGCAUAUCGUUCGUUUGGUUUGUCAAGUCUGUGGCUUGAUAAGCGUCGUGUCUGCAUGGUCGAAUGGAUCGAACGUGAAAUACAGAUACGGACAGUGGACAAAAAAAAAAAAAAAAAAAAAACGCGAUGGACUUGAAACGUGAAUAAAAUCCGAACGCGUGGACCGAUUUCUGAAAACUUUAUUUUACUUGAAACUAGAAGAAUGAAUCUUUCGUAUCGUGUUUGAUAAUCUUCAUUUGCUGUCGAGGAACACGCGCUUGAAUAUCGGGUUUUGAAAAUGUCGCUGCGGGAGACUGAAAAAAAAUAAUGUUAAACCUAACGUCGAUCUUAAAUUAUGACUCAAGGACUAAUUUAUUUUGAUACGAUUGAUUACAUUGUGCUUUUCACACAUUUCGUUGAUUUUUAAUAUUUCAAAGUUUUCUAACAAUUUAUAUGAUCAACGGAAGAAAGCAAACGGGGAGCGGAAUUAAGUUAUACGGUUUAAUGUGUCCAUCAUUCACGGUCACUACCGCCAGAAAUGAGGUUGAAGUUAGUAAUGUUAUGGGAACGAAACGUUGGAGACAAAAAUUACUAUUUUCUUAAUUUUACAAUGAUUUUGAAGGAACUAAGAUUUCGAAAUAUGAAUGCUACGUUAACGUUACUAACUUCAAUAUGAUUGCCAGAACUAUCUUUCGCCAGGAUGCAAUGCAGGCCAUGUGACUUCAGGAUCAGUGAAAAAUUCUCUCCCACCACUGAAAGUGUGAUGCUCUACGUAUUUCGCCGAUAUCAAAAAAGUCAGCCGUAACGCGAUCUCGAAAAAUCUGAAAUGUUCGUUAUACAUGCCUGGUGUGGUUGGCGGUUGGUCGCGGGAUGAAUCAAUCUUGGUCAAGUUCUCGACAUCACUUACAGCCGACUUUUUGACAGUGUACUUUCCUGAUAAUGCCUCCCGAAAACAGAACUAUAACUUCGAAGCACGCGGUUUGAUUCUAAUUUCAUAAGAAAUGUUUCACGUCAUGUGAUUACAAUCUCGGAGCAUUUCUAAAAUGCCAGAAUUAUUCUUCGAAUCACAAUAUCACAAGGAAAUUGAAUUCAUAAUUUUUUUCAAUCUCCCAGCAACCUUUUCAAAAUCCAUCUCUCAAGAGCGCGUGUCCCAACAACAAAUACAAAUUUUCCUGGUUUUCACACGUAAAAUAAAAGAUUCGGUCUUCUAAUUUCGAGA